Molecule: messenger RNA, 4162 nt
Organism: Mesocricetus auratus (golden hamster)
Lineage: Eukaryota; Metazoa; Chordata; Mammalia; Rodentia; Cricetidae
Gene: Trim10
Product: tripartite motif containing 10
Exons: 7
Coding region: 2269-3759 (496 amino acids)
Molecular function (GO): protein binding; zinc ion binding
Source: RefSeq, a predicted model, not a curated record
AAUUCUUAUGUGUAUGAUUUUUUUUGUCUGCCCUCAUGUCUAUGCACCACUGUGUGCAAUGCCUGAAGAGCCAGUAGAAGGUGAUGGAUCCCCUGGAACGGGAGUUACACAUGGUUCUGAGCCUCCUUGUGGAUGCUGAGAGCCCAGCCUGAAUCCUCCGCAAGAGCAGCAAAUUCUUGAGCCGUGAGCUCUGGCAAUAUGCAUUCUGUCCCCCCCCCUCCCCGAGCAAUCACUCCAGGGCUAUAUCUAAUUUAAUAGCAACCUGCUGGGACAAGUGUGGAGAAGGAGAUUCCCGCUGACACGUUAAAAGGGACUUCUAAAGGUCAGAGAGUUGGACAGUCACAACGCUGGGACACUGGAGUGCUUGGAUUCCAGCCCUGUGCUCUUCCCAGGGCCGAGACAAAAAUCAAACUGCCAGGGUCCCUAGGCGAGGACUCACCUGCCCUGUGGGCAAAGCCAGGCCCUUCCGCUCACCCCCCCCCUUUUACACCCCACCUACUUUGUAUGUUCCACGCCCACUUCCUGCCCUACCUACAGCAAUGCACACCUAGAACAACUGUCUAAUUCUGCUUGAGCAGUGGUGUAUGGUCAGCCCUGGCUGAGUGUGCUGUAUAUAAAACACUUCCCAUAUAUAUACUAUAUAUAUACUAUUAAUAUUUAUUUCAUCUUUCUUUCCAUUUUUUACACUUACACGUAUUUCCUCAGCCUUUAUUAUGGGAAACAUCCAACCUUAUUGGUUCUGUGAAGGAAGGAAUAUUAGCUCGUAUACCUUUGUGCUUUCUGGCUGCACCCUCUACUUGUAACUAUUAGUCCACCUGCUCCCUUUGCAUAAAUACAACAUAUAUCUCUUCCCCCAUGCAGCCACACUGGCAUUAAGAAAUCUGACAUGGGCCACCAUGAUGCCUCAUCAGGUAAUUCACCUGCAGCUAAGCUGAGGGCCUGAGCCCAGGACCCGCAUGGCUGGAGAACCGACUCCACGAAACCGCUCUGUAACUUCCACGUCCGUGCCCAGAUACCAGCACCGCUGCCCACCCCACCCCCACACACAAAUAACAACCAGAUAAUUUAAAGAAAAAAAUUAGCGAUCUAUUAGUGAGCUCGCCGUCAAUAUUCAAAACACCCAGUUGUCCCAGUAACGUCCCUUUAUAAUUCUGUCUUGUGGCUCCAGCUCAUAACGGCAACUAGAACAUUUUAGGUUGCACAUAUGCGAUAUGCGUCUUUCACUAAAUUUUGUUUUUCUUUUUCUCAUGGCACAUUUCAUGUAGCUCAGGCUGGCCUCUGAACUCUGAACUCUGUAAGCGGGGCUGGUCUUGAACACUCGAUUCUACUAUCUGUCUCUAUUCCAAGUGCUGAGAUCACAGGCAUGUACUGCCAAGCCUGGUUAUAUUUUGUGUUUCUGGUAGACUGCAUUGCUUGGACGACUCGUAGCUUUGACUUGCAGAUAGACCACAGUUACUUGAGCUCUAUUUGCUCGCCUUGGAUGAGGUGAGGUAAACCUGGCGGAGCUUGCAAAACAGAGUUACGGGACAGCAGGGUGUGGACAGAGCAGAGGUGAGGUAAAUAAACCAUUUAGAGUGCUUCUAUCACUGGGAGAUGUGUAGUCAUGGUUUUAAAAAAAAGUGCUGGCUGUGACUCUGUUUUUCCUCGCCCACGCUGUUUUUAUUUCCAGCCCCCUUUAAAAGCCUGUCAUAGGCCUAUGGCGGCUUCGCCACAGUUGCUUGUGCUGUGCACACCCCAACUCAGGAGCCUUAUCUGAGUCCCCACACUCCCCUGUCCACCGACUGUCAGGCCUCGAGCUGGCUGAUACCGCAAUCUCCCUGGAGACAGGUGGUUUUGCGUUGCAGAGCUGUCCUCUGUGAGUCAGCCUCCUCCCUGCCCCCAAAGAAAGAUCUCUUUUAACGGUGGACUUCUGAGAGACCAAACACUCUCAUCUUUCUGUGAGCAGCUCCAGGCAGGCAGAAAGGAACAGUGAGCCCCGGGGCCAUGGGAACUGGUCCAGGGAGUAACUUCAGCGCCUCUGGAUGAGGCUGUGAGCUCCUAGGCCUUCCUCUUCUGCUACUUCUUCAUCUCUGCUGUUGGCAGGAGUGUGUCUGCUCCUGGGAGAGCGGGCCAAGGGGCCUCUGGUGCCAGAGAUGCAAUUGGACCUCUCGUUUCAAGAGUGCGUGAACCAUGUCUGUGUCCAGGCAUGGUGUGCCUAUGGAGUGUUUUCUUCCCACCAAGCAGAGAUGGUGACUUCCGGAAAGCAGCAGAAGACCCAGCGUGAUUGACAUGGCCUCUGCUCCUUCUGUGACAAGCCUGGCAGAUGAGGUCAACUGCCCCAUCUGCCAGGGCACCCUAAGGGAGCCAGUCACCAUUGACUGUGGCCACAACUUCUGUCGUGGCUGUCUGACUCGCUACUGUGAGAUCCCAGGACCAGAAUCGGAGGAGUCCCUCAGCUGCCCGCUCUGCAAAGAGCCGUUCCGCCCAGGGAGCUUCCGGCCCAACUGGCAGCUGGCCAACGUAGUAGAGAACAUUGAACGCCUUCAGCUGGCAACCACGCAAGGUCCACAGGUGGAGGAUGCCUGUCCCCAACACGGGGAGAAGGUCUACUUCUUCUGCGAGGAGGAUGAGGCACAGUUGUGUGUGGUGUGCCGUGAGGCCGGACAGCAUAGGACUCACACUGUGCGCUUCCUGGAGGACGCUGCGGGUCCCUACAGGGUAGGAGAAGAUCCCUGCAGGGAACAAAUACAGAACUGUCUUAUAUGUCUAAGGAAAGAGAGAACGGAGAUUCAAGAAAUCCAGUCAAGGGAAAACAAAAGGAUACAGGUGCUCCUGACUCAGGUGGCCACCAAGAGGCAACAGGUGACUUCCCAGUUCGCACACCUGAGUCAGUUCCUGGAGGAACAACAAGGUGUCCUUUUAGCACAGCUGGAGAGGUUGGAUGGGGACAUCCUGAAGCAACAGGAAGAGUUUGAUUCCCUGGCCACCGGGGAGAUCUGCAGGUUCAGCACCCUGAUCGAGGAGCUGGAGGAGAAGAAAAAUCGGUCGGCGAGGGGGCUCCUGACGGAUAUCAGAAGCACUCUAAUAAGGUGUGAAACUAGAAAGUGCAGGAAACCCGAGGCUAUAUCUCCAGAGCUGGGUCAGAGGAUCCGGGACUUCCCCCAACAGGCCAUCCCUCUGCAGCAGGAGAUGAAGACAUUUCUGGAAAAACUCUGCUUUGAGUUGGACUAUGAGCCAGCCCACGUUGCUCUAGACCCCCAGACUUCCCACCCCAAGCUCCUCCUGUCUGAGGAUCACCAGAGGGCUCGGUUCUCCUACAAGUGGCAGAAUUCACCGGACACCCCGCAGCGUUUCGAUCGAGCCACCUGUGUCCUGGCUCGGCGCGGCUUUACAGGAGGGAGGCACACGUGGGCGGUGAAUGUGGACUUGGCCCACGGGGGCAGCUGCACCGUGGGUGUGGUGAGGGGGGACGUACGACGGAAAGGAGAGCUGCGGCUGAGGCCAGAGGAAGGCGUCUGGGCCGUGAGACUGGCCUGGGGCUUCGUCUCAGCUCUGGGUCCCUUCCCCACGAGGCUGGCCCUAGAGCAGCAACCCCGGAAGGUGCAGGUGUCUCUUGACUAUGAGGUGGGCUGGGUGACCUUUGUCAAUGCCGUCACCCAGGAGCAUAUCUAUACCUUCACGGCCUCCUUCACUCGGGAGGUCUUCCCCUUGUUUGGACUCUGGGGCAGGGGGUCUAGCUUUUCCCUCAACUGUCAAGGAGGGGAAGUUCCCCUCCUCUGAGUGUUAGGCUAGAAUCAAGCACCCUGGGGGGCUGACCCUUGGCUGGGUCAACAGGCACACACACACACACACACACACACACACACACACACAAUUACUUUUUAGACAAUUGGGAUAGCAUGUGUCAAUAAGAGACAAGGCCGUAGGCCUUUCUCCAGUGCUCAUCCGAUGGUCAGGGUAUCCGGGACCUUGGCUGCAGCUGGCUGUUCCCGCCAUUAUCGCCAAUGGGCACAGACAUAUGUAUACAAACAGUGCUGGAUUGUAAGCCUUAAGACCUGAGUUCCUGCCGGGCGUUGGUGGCGCACGCCUUUAAUCCCAGCUCUCGGGAGGCAGAGGCAGGCGGAUCUCUGUGAGUUCGAGAACAGCCUGGACUACCAAGCGAGUUCCAGGACAGCCUCCAAAG